UUUCAAUUAAUUGUUAAUAUUUACAAUUAAUAAUUGUAUUGUUUUUAUGCAUUGCAUUUUUAAUGUACAAUAUUUAAUGACUUAUUAACUAAAGAAUUUGUGAGCAAAUGUGCAAUCGGAGUUAUUGUUCAUUCAUCAAAAGUGUACUGUUGUUAUAUAUCAUAAGAUUCGAUUCACGACUGUAUACUCUCUAAAAAUAGUCGUGAAUUGUGUGUAGUUUACAUUAAGUAAUUAAAUAAAAGUCUAAUUUAUCAAUUAAUGUUACUUAUGUACAUGUGGCAUAUUUGAUAAUAUAAAAAUGGGCAUUACAAUAAAAAAAUAAUUCACUAAAAUUAAAAUAUUUCAUUUUGUUACGAAGUUUACAAAGUUUUUAAAAAAAUAGUUAUCAUAACCAAUAAAUCAUGGUCAAAAUAAUAUCUUAUUUUAUAUUUCUUACAUGGAUAUCUUAUUUAAUGAUAUCUGGUUUACUUCUUUUCAUCAAUGGUUUUUUUUUGACUCGGAUUGCUCGAAUGGAGCGUAGCAAUUGUACUCCAUGUUACUUAUCAGAUACUUGUAAUGCUGAGAUGAUUCUUCAAGAUCCGACAACUGCAGCAGAGAUUUGUCUUGAACCUCGAGCAAAAGUGGUUUUAUUAGUUGUUGAUGCUUUAAAAUAUGAAUUUAUGCAUUGGCAAGAAAAUAUUUCUAAUACAUCUUAUUAUCAUAAUAAAAUUCCAAUUGUUCAUGAAUUACUUGAAAAAUAUCCAAUGCAAACACGAUUAUACAAAAGUAUUGCAGAACCUCCAACAACUACAAUGCAAAGAUUAAAAGCUUUAACUACCGGUACUUUACCAACUUUUAUUGACAUCAGUUCGAAUUUUGCUUCAGAACAAAUAAAUGAAGAUAAUUUAAUUGAUCAACUUGCAAGUCAAGGAAUAGUAUUUAUGGGUGAUGAUACGUGGACAAAUUUAUUUCCUGGAAAAUAUUUACGACAAUUUCCUUCACCCUCUUUUAACGUGUGGGAUUUAGAUACAGUGGAUAGAGAAGUAAGAAAUAGAAUAUUUUUUGAGCUGCAGAAAAAAGAUUGGUCAUUAUUAAUAGCGCAUACUUUAGGAGUAGAUCAUUGUGGUCAUAAACAUGGACAGAAUCAUCCAGAAAUGGCUCGAAAAUUAAGUGAAACAAAUUCAUUAAUUGAAGAAAUAAUCGAAGUGUUGGAUGAAAAAACAGUAUUAUUUGUUAUUGGUGAUCACGGUAUGACAGAAUCUGGAGAUCAUGGUGGCGAUAGUCCUAAUGAAGUGGAAGCUGCAAUGUUUGUGUAUUCAAAAACUCCUUUGCAAAAGAAUAUCAUCAAUGAUAACAUAAGAAAUCAAAUUGAUAUUGUUCCCACUCUAGCAUCUAUUUUAGGUAGUCCUACACCAUUUUCUAAUCUUGGAUCUGUUAUUUUAGAUGUGAUACCCAGUACAUCAAAAAGAUCUGAUUUCUGGUUUUCUAUUCAUUCUCUCUGGAGGAACAUAUAUCAAACGAAAAAAUAUAUAGACGUUUAUUCAUCCGAAUCACUUUUAUUUACUGAUAACAAACUUGAAGAGCUUAAUGAAUUAUAUAAACUACUAGCAGAAGAAGUAAAGACUGUUGAUAAUAAUGAAAGCUUUAACGAAUUUGUUAAACAUUCUCAAGAUUAUUUAAAUGUUCUUCGUGAUGCUUGUGUUAAAAUUUGGGUACAAUUUGAUUCAAACUUAAUGUUAAAAGGACUAUUGCUCAUGUUUUGUACUUUGUUUUUUGCAUAUUUAAUAAUUAAUAAUAUUCCGGAACAAUCCAUGACUGAAAUACUUGAAUCAUAUUUUUUACGAAUUUCCGUACUCUUUAAUGGAAUGACAUUAAUUAUAGUAUGUAUGUUAUAUUGUUUUCAAGUAACAUAUGAUUUUAUAAAUACAUUAUUUUUUUCAACUGGGGUUGUAUCUCUCAUUCUUCUAGUCAUUUUUAUCAUUCAGAACUGGGAAAUAAUAUCCACAACUUGGUAUAAUAACUCGAAAAAAAAUAAGUUCAAUUACUUUACACGAGUUAUUUUACUUUUAACAUUUUGUGGUUUAUUUUCAAACAGUUACGUUAUUGAAGAGAACAAAGUACUUUCAUUUCUGUUAAUUACUAUUAUUUGGUUAUUCAAUUACAAUAUCUGGAAAGAUUCUACUGAUUCAUAUGAUAAAAAGAAUAAAAUGAAAAAGCCUAAUAAUCCUCACAAAUACAAGCCAAUACUAGUCAUUUUGACUGUAAUUGUUUGUUUAGCAAUUCGAAUGUCAAGUUAUUUUUGGCGUUGUAGAGAAGAACAAAAUCAAGAAACAUGUGCAUCAACAUUAUCAGGAAAAGUUGGAUCAAUUACUUCAAAUGGUCUUGAAAAAGUUUUACUUACGAUUGUAAGUUUAGCAUUACUUAUUACAGUUAUAAGAAUUUGGCUGAAAAAUUGUGGCAACCUUACUGGCUUUUCACUUAGUACAACGGUUGUUCGAUAUAGUCCAGGAUUGAUUGUUGUAUGUAUAGGAUGUUACUGGAUUUUACAACAAUUGCCGAAAAAUGCAAAAAUGAAAUUCGUUUCAUCUUAUCAAAUGGAUACAAUUCCGUUAUUAGUAUAUUUUAUUAUAUCAUUUGCAAUCCUCAUAUUAUUUAUUCAACCACUUCAGGUAUUUUUAUUACCUCAAAAGAAAGACGUAUUUAAUCUAUAUCAGGGAGAAAAUAUAGUGCCAAAAUUGUUUGACAAAGUCAAAGAACUCUUUUAUAUAAAAAAAGAACAAGAUCAGGACAAUAAUCCUAUUAUAUAUGGACUUGGAACUGUUUAUAGUGCAACAUUUAUUUCGGUUGCUGUUUUUUUUAUACUUCUUUAUGCCCUAUUAUUAGGAAAUAUUUUAGCUUCCAGUGUUUUCUUAAUGAUUGUCACUUGCAUUAUAGUAUUAGGUAUUACGACAAUGGAAAGAUAUCGAAAUGCAAAUGACAUUGUGGAGUUCUUCCAAAUAUCUACACUGUCAAUAUUUUGUUGGUUUCUCAUUGCUGAAUAUUUUUUUUAUGGAACUGGACAUCAGCCAACUUUUCCAACUAUUCAUUGGGAUGCUGCCUUCAUUGGAACAGGAGGGCAUUUUUAUGGACAUAUUAUACCAGCAAUUCUUAUAGGUAUAAACACGUUUGGUUCUCAUAUAAUAUUAGGUUUUACAUUACCCUUAUUAGUAAUUGUUCCCUUCACUAUUUAUAUCAUGAUACCCAAGUUGGUUAAAAAGUUUCGCUUCGAAAAUGAUAUGAAGAGAGGAGAAUUAAUAUUAUUUGAUAAAGAAUUGAUAUUUCAUAAUGCUGUAUUUUCCGUGGCCGGAAAAUAUUUACUUAUUCAUGGUUUUCGUACUUUUGGCUGCAUGCUUGCUGCCACCAUUCAUUGCCGUCAUUUAAUGGUAUGGAAAAUAUUUGCACCGAAACUUAUUUUUGAAGGUUUAUCAUUUUUAGUGAGUGUAGGAAGUGUUUUAACAUCACUUUUUAUGGUGAUGCGAAUAGAUAAUCAGGUAGAACAAUUAAUAACGCGUGUUACAAAAUCAAGGUGAUAUUAUAGUAACUACUAAUGUAAGGGAAAAAUCAACAAAAGCAAAUAAUAAUUUUCGUUACAAUACUCAAGAUCAACACCAGUAUUUUCUCAAGUUCUUCAAUUAUAAAAAUGAAUUUGUAUAAUAAAUAGAAUAGAUAGUCGAUAAAAUAAAAAUGUUGUAAUUAGGAAUGAUUGUUACUAUUAUAAUAAAUAUGAAUUUGAUGUAUGAUGUUGGUCAGCACACGAGGGCUAUCCUGCGUGCAAUGCAUUGCUGAUCAUAAAGACACAAAGCAACGCACUUGAUGCAGGAUUGCACCCAUGCACAAAAUAAUUCAGUCGGCUUGAAAAAUAGAUAAAUCAUAAAGUUUAUAAAAAAAAAUAGCAGUUUACAAUUUUUCUCCGAUACUUUAUUCAAUGAAUCCAUAAUCUUUACAUAUAUAUUGUAGGAACUUAAUUUGAUUUUCCUUAUGGAUUCCGAAGUGGAAUAUAUUAAUAAAUGAAUAAUUUUCUAAUGAUGAUUAUGAUGAUGUCUAUGAUCUUUGUAUUGAUUAUUAAUGUAUUCAGACCAACUCGCCCAAUCAUCAUUGUUAUAUUGUGAGUCCUACAACAAAUAAAAAAUCAUCUUUUCUCUGUAUUUAUAAAAUUUUCUUUUUAUUAAGACUAACAUUUUUAAUAACCAGAUGGAUUUGACUUGGGCAUUUGUAU
Messenger RNA from Chelonus insularis, 4234 nucleotides. It is a transcript of the gene PIG-O, whose product is annotated as phosphatidylinositol glycan anchor biosynthesis class O. Lineage: Eukaryota; Metazoa; Arthropoda; Insecta; Hymenoptera; Braconidae. Gene Ontology annotation, cellular component: endoplasmic reticulum membrane. The record is from RefSeq and is a predicted model, not a curated record. Gene Ontology annotation, molecular function: mannose-ethanolamine phosphotransferase activity. Gene Ontology annotation, biological process: GPI anchor biosynthetic process. The coding region runs from base 402 to 3548 and encodes 1048 amino acids. The transcript has 4 exons.